Messenger RNA from Chironomus riparius, 4955 nucleotides. The record is from the annotation of a GenBank genome assembly. NCBI's taxonomy places the organism in Eukaryota, Metazoa, Arthropoda, Insecta, Diptera, Chironomidae.
UAAGAAAAAUUUAAUAUAAAUUUUGUGUAUUUUUUGCAGACGACAACAAAAGAAGGUUACCUAUUGAAACAAACAUGGACAUUUCAAAGAUGGAAACGACGAUAUUUCAAACUAAAAGGCCAUAAGUUGUUUUAUGCUAAAGCACCUGAAAGUGAACUGUUUAAUGAAAUCGAUCUAUCAAAUCUAUGUUUCGCCGAGUGUGGCACUAAAAAUAUUAGCAAUUGUUUUCAGAUCAUAACUCCAACGAAAUCUUUAGUGCUUGGAGCAGAAACUAGAAAAGAAAUGGAUGAUUGGUGUCAGGCAAUAAAAACUGCGACCACUAGAGAGUUUUUUGAUCCUAUACCAUCAGACCAGCAUGAUUUUUUAUCGGGGAAUCAUCAUUGGCAUGCAACAAGCCACGCUCGCCCAACAUAUUGUAAUGUGUGUAAAGAGGCGCUUUCUGGAGUUACUUCGCAUGGUUUAUCAUGCGAGGUUUGCAAGUUUAAAGUUCAUAAAAGAUGUGCAGCAAAAGCCAUAUCAAAUUGUAAGUGGACUACUCUUGCAUCUGUAGGUAAAGACAUAAUUGAAGAUCCUGAUGGCAAUUUAAUUAUGCCGCAUCAAUGGCAAGAAGGAAAUUUGCCAGUAUCAGCUAAAUGUAUUCAUUGUGAAAAAACGUGUGGUUCAGUCAUGCGAUUACAAGACUGGAGAUGUUUAUGGUGUAAAAUAACAGUUCAUACUGCUUGUAGACCAAAUGUGGAUGUUCGAUGUCCUCUCGGGACCAGUAAAGUUUCUGUAGUUCCACCAACAUGCUUGCAUUCAAUUGGUGUUGAUGAUGCAUGGGAUAUUGUUAAACCGACUGGAACUUGUUUUUCACCACUUUUAGUUUUUGUUAAUUCUAAAUCAGGCGACAAUCAAGGUGUUAAAUUUCUUAGACGUUUUAAACAGCUUCUUAAUCCUGCACAAGUAUUUGAUUUAAUUUCAAUUGGACCUGAAUUAGGGACUGGCAAUGAUCUUGCCAGAGUACUUGGUUGGGGCCCUUCCUGCGAUGAUGAUGCACAUCUGCCACAGCUUCUAGAUCGUUAUGAAAAAGCUUCAACGAAAAUGCUCGAUCGCUGGAGUAUAAUGGUAUUUGAAAAGGGAAUUUCAUUUCCUCGGCGGGGUAUGUCUAUAUCACACUCUCCUGAUGCUAUUUUGUCGCAAUUUGAAGAUAAUUCAAUGUGGCAUUUACAGUCAAUUAUUGAAACAGAUGAUUUUCAAGUUGUUAUUGCAUCAGUUAGAAUACUCUGUGAAACAAUAAAUGAUUUCAUAGCUAGAAUCAGUGAAACCCAUCGUUACGACGAGCAACUACUUAUUAAAUGUGAUAUUUUACGCGAACCGAGAAAACGAAGAUUUUCAUUUGGCAAAUCGGAAAAGGAUAAAAUUAAUGCUAAAGAGCGUACUAGUCGAUUGAUGAAAAGAUCGGAAAAAGAAGCAGUUCAAUGUAGAGCAAACAGUUUGAAGCGUAUUAUUCAUAAUAUUAUUGAGCAUGUUGAUGCCAAAACAAAAGGGGAAGGAAAUUUUCGAAAAAUGUCACUAAGAGCAAAUUUACAGCGAUUUAUACCGACAUCUUCUUCCGAGACAUCACCAUGUACUUCGCCUCUUCCAAUGUCAUGCAGUAAUUUUGCAACAUCGAAUGCACGAUUGACAUGCAUUUCUCCUCUUCCUGAUAUCAGACGUGAUUCUGUCGAUGAAAAUUUUUUUAAUACGCUUAGUUUGCCUGUCCCACGUCAAUUUGCAGAUGAAAGCAGACGUAACUCAGGUGUUCCUGAAAAUAUUUUGGAAGUAGAAGAAGAGAAUUAUUCAGAAAGAAGUGAAACAUCAAAAACUUCAAACCUAUUAACUGUACGUCAAAUUGAACAUAAUUUGAAAUUUAAAUAUGAUUUUACCACCAUCAAUAAUGUCGAAGAUGAAGGAAAAAAUAGCGAAAUAACUUAUAAAUUAAAUUUAGAGCAACGAGAUGAUGACGAUCUGCUUGCGUUUUGUCCUAUUGAAGUAUUUGAAAGAAAUUUUUUGCGUAAUUUACAAAAGAAAAAAAACGAAAAUGAGGAAGAACUACUUCUUAAGGAACAAGAAAAAAACUCAAUUAAAAUGACAGAACCUUUAUGUUCGUCGAUGCAUUUGCAACCAAAAAAGUUAGAAACAACGAAAGUUUUAAACUCAUUACAACUGCCAGUUUUGACGUUUCCGUUAAUGGAACGACCUCCAACGGACGAAAGCGUCUAUUCAAAUGAUCACAUGACAAUCAUUGAUACAGAUGUGCCAGAUCAAUCAUCGUCUGAUGAAAUAAUAGGUGAAACCAGUGAUAUAAUUUCUGCAUUAAGUAACGAAGAGUAUAGCGUGGCAUCAGAAAUUUUAGAUCAACGAAUAUCUGAUUCCUUUUCACUAAAUGUUGGUGAAAUAAUUCAGGAUUUAAAUGAUGACAGAAUAGGACAUAUUGACUCACCAGAAACUAGUGAGACAACGGAUGCUUUGCAUGGAGAGAGUUUAAUGGAUGAUAUAAGCUCUGUUUUGGGUCAUGAUUUCUUAGGGGCUUUGCAAGAUAAUACAAUCACAGAAGAUACAACGACUUUAUGCACAAUAGAUCCAUAUAUAAAUAAAAAUGCAAAAGCUAAAUUUUUCGAAAUAGUAAAUGACAAAAAAACUCAAUUUGGCUUUGAAAAUAGAGUUUUUAAUUUGCAUGAUAUUGGACAACUUUCAACUGAAACUGAAAAAAUCAAAUUACCUAGUUUGGCAAAAUUUGAAGAAGGAAAUGAUAUUGCAAGGAAAAGUUUUAAACUCUCACAUAGAACAGCUACAAAAUGUACUUCCGACCAAAAAUUAAGUAAUGAAACAAAAAUAACAACUGUAGCAGAAAAACCUAUUGAAUCGGACAAAAGUUCACAUUUGAAUACAAUUAAAAUACAAAUACAGGGUUCUGUGACAGACAUGUCGGUAGAAACGGAAUAUGAAAUACCUAAGACUCCAACAGAACGAAUUGAUUAUAAAAGUGCAAUUCUAACAGAUAUUUCAGACAAUGAAGACAAAGACGAACAAUAUUAUGAAAAGAAAAAAUACAAAGGUUCUUCUUCUGACUUUCACAUUUCGUCACCCCAUAUAAAAGCCCUUCGUGGAAGUGAAUAUUAUAGACGACAUUCAAGUCACACAUCAGGCAAUUUAACUGUACCGAGAGAAGUGGAUAUCAAUCGUAGACAUUCUAAUUAUAAUCCAAAUUUGUUGAACUUAAACUGCUCACCAGCUGCUUCGAGAAGAAUUAGUUGCGGGACUUUAUUUAAGAAUAAUACCAGGAAAAGCUUUAGUAGCGAAAAGGCUAACAAAGAUGAGCUGCAUAAACAGCAAUAUGAGUUGAAACAGGGACCAACAUCCAAGACUCUUCCAAUAAUUAAUCCUCUUGUUCGACUGCCGUCAUGGCCAAAUGUUGUUCAAUCUGGAUCCGGUUUUAUAUCAAAAUGUUUGCUUGCAAAUGCUGACACACUAUGUUCACUUGCAUGCCCAUUAAUGGAUCCUGAUGAAACAUUGCUUGAAGGCUUUUAUGAAAGAUGCGUCAUGAAUAACUACUUUGGAAUCGGUAUAGACGCAAAGAUAUCGCUUGAUUUUCAUAUGAAACGCGAGGAACAUCCAGAAAAGUGUAGGUCGAGAGCGAAAAACUAUAUGUGGUAUGGUGUCUUGGGAUCCAAACAGUGGCUUCAAAAAACUUACAAAAAUCUAGAACAACGAGUUCAACUAGAAUGUGACGGUCAGAAAAUUCCAUUACCUUCACUUCAAGGGAUAGUCAUACUGAAUAUUCCUAGUUUUAUGGGGGGAACUAACUUUUGGGGUCGAAAAGAAGACGAAAUUUUUCUCGCACCAAGUUUUGAUGACAGAAUUUUAGAAGUGGUUGCUGUUUUUGGCUCAAUGCAAAUGGCAGCUUGUCGAUUGAUAAAUUUACAACAUCAUCGCAUUGCACAAUGUCAAAGCGUUCAAAUAAAUAUUCUAGGUGAUGAAGGGGUACCGAUUCAAGUUGAUGGAGAAGCAUGGCUUCAACCUCCCGGAAUGAUACGAAUAAUUCAUAAAAAUCGUGUGCAAAUGCUUGCACGUAAUCGAAGUUUAGAAGUGUCAUUGAAAACUUGGCAUGAAAAACAACGCCAACAUAGUAUUUCAAUAACACGUGAGCAAACAUCGGUAACAUCUGAAUACAGUACAGCAAUAGGAGACAACUUUUUCACGGAACGAGAAACAUACUUACUAUUAAAUUUCAUCGAAUGUGUGAGUACUUUAGUAAAGUGGGUAAAGUUCUUAAUAAUUUCACAUCCAUCUUUACAACCUGAUUUAUAUACAAUCGCCUCUAAAACUGCUGAUUCACUCGAGGCAAUUCAUCCAAACGGUAAAUUACUAGAUGGACCAAACUUAAGAACAAAAUUAACGGAAUUAGUAGCGUCCACGCGACAGUUGUAUGAAAGCUCAUGUGAGUUACUGCGUGAACGAAGUCACAGUUUGAUCAUGAGAGAAGAUUUAGAAACAAAAUUAAGUGUUUCGUUAGCAAAUAUUGAAAUGGAAUUACGCAAAUGUACUAUGCAACGAAGUGAAGAUGGAACCAUGCAAAUAUAUCUUAAUGUGCUUGCACCAAACUAUGAAGGAAAUAUAGAUUUACGUAAAAAAAGUAAACCUUUUUGGAUGCGAUUUCGUUAUAAGGAUCAACCUCAUUCUACUUCUCAUACAAAUAGAAGUAGUACUCGCGAAACUGUUUGUAAUUGGGGUGUUAAUGAAGUAAUCGUUUGGUUAGAAGCAUUGCAACUUUCGGAAUAUAUUGAUAGUUUCAUUAAAAAUGAUAUACGUGGAAAAGAAUUAUUAACACUUGCUCGAAGAGACUUAAAAGAAUUAGGUGUCAUUAAAGUUGGGCAUGUAAAAAGAAUUCUUCAAGCUAUUAAAGAAUUACAAUCAAAUUAAAAAAAAUUUGCCAA